This is a messenger RNA of Lepidothrix coronata (blue-crowned manakin), 1600 nucleotides long. It is a transcript of the gene DCAF12, whose product is annotated as DDB1 and CUL4 associated factor 12. The record is from RefSeq and is a predicted model, not a curated record. The coding region runs from base 195 to 1565 and encodes 456 amino acids. Gene Ontology annotation, cellular component: Cul4-RING E3 ubiquitin ligase complex. Gene Ontology annotation, molecular function: protein binding. The transcript has 9 exons. NCBI's taxonomy places the organism in Eukaryota, Metazoa, Chordata, Aves, Passeriformes, Pipridae.
CUGCGACGAGACUGUCGUAAAAACAAGAGUCGAAAAAACCUCGGGGUGCCGUAAAAUGCCGUGAGGCGCGGCCGGCGGGGCCUGAGGGACAGAGCCCGGGCCGGUCCCGCUCCAUAUGCCCCGAACCGCUCCGAACCGCUCCAUGUGGGGCCGCUCCUCGCCCGCAGCCGCUGCCGCAGCCUCAUCCUUCUACUAUGGCCCGGAAAACAGUUAGCAGGAAGCGGAAAGCGGCGGCAGCCGCCGCCGCGGGGCCUGGGGGGCUCCAGGGGGAGCAGUAUGUGUGGGAUCACUCGGUGCACAAAAGGAAACGGCUCCCCCCGGUGAAGAGGUCCCUGGUGUACUACCUGAAAGGGAGGGAGCUCCGGAUGCAGAAUGAGUCCAGCUACCACCGCCUGUUGCACGGAUACGCAGCCCAGCAGCUCCCCAGCCUCCUGAAGGAGAGAGAAUUCCACCUCGGAACCCUCAAUAAAGUGUUUGCCUCCCAGUGGCUGAACCACCGGCAAGUGGUGUGCGGGACGAAAUGCAACACGUUAUUUGUAGUAGAUGUCCAGACUGGUCAAAUUACCAAGAUUCCUAUUCUGAAGGAUCGUGAACCGGGCAUGGUGAACCAGCAGGGAUGUGGCAUUCAUGCCAUCGAGCUCAACCCCUCGAGGACCCUCCUGGCCACAGGUGGAGACAACCCCAACAGUCUUGCAAUUUAUCGCCUGCCUACACUCGAUCCUGUCUGUGUGGGAGAUGAUGGACAUAAGGAUUGGAUAUUUUCAAUUGCAUGGAUCAGUGAUACUAUGGCUGUUUCUGGUUCCCGGGAUGGUUCAAUGGGUCUCUGGGAAGUCACAGAGGAUGUGUUGUCCAAAAGUGAUGCUAGGCAUAACCUCUCUCAAGUUCCUGUCUAUGCCCACAUAACACACAGCGCUCUGAAGGACAUCCCCAAGGAGAACACCAACCCUGACAACUGCAAAGUCCGAGCAUUGGCCUUCAACAAUAAGAACAAGGAGCUGGGAGCAGUGUCCCUGGAUGGGUAUUUUCAUCUUUGGAAGGCAGAGCUCACACUAUCAAAGUUACUUUCCACAAAGUUGCCAUACUGCAGGGAGAACGUGUGUUUGGCUUAUGGUCAGGAGUGGUCAGUGUAUGCAGUAGGAUCACAGGCACACGUCUCCUUCCUGGACCCAAGGCAGCCUUCCCACAAUGUUAAAUCCGUCUGUUCCAAAGAACGAGGCAGUGGUAUCCGGUCAGUGAGCUUCUAUGAGCACAUCAUCACCGUGGGAACAGGGCAAGGUUCCCUGUUGUUCUACGAUAUCAGAGCCCAGAGGUUCCUGGAUGAAAAGCCCCCCCAUGCCUGCUAUGGCCCAAAGCAAAAAUUAGGAGGAGGUGAAAUUUUGAAGCUGACAACUGGGAAAGGCUGGCUGAACCAUGAUGAAACCUGGAGGAAUUAUUUUUCUGAUAUAAAUUACUUCCCAAAUGCUGUUUACACCCACUGCUACGACUCGUCUGGAACGAAACUCUUUGUGGCAGGAGGCCCCCUUCCAUCAGGACUUCAUGGGAAUUACGCUGGUCUCUGGAGCUAAUGAUAACUCUUCAUAAAUGCUGAUCUUUACACAGA